CGCUGCCCAGCCAUUCUUUUCCGGCGACGGAGACGCAAGCACGGGCUAUAGGGGAGAGAGGGAAAGCAGGCGAAAAAAUGGUGUCGCCGGUGGUAAACACGUAUCCUCUCUCUAACUACACUUUCGGAAUGAAGGAACCGAAGAUGGAGAAGGACACUUCCGUCGCCGACCGUCUAGCUCGUAUGAAGGUUAACUAUAUGAAAGAGGGUAUGCGGCUGAGCGUUGAGGCAAUUUUACUGGUUCAGGAGCACAAUCAUCCUCACAUACUGCUGCUGCAAAUUGGUAAUACUUUCUGCAAACUUCCCGGUGGUCGUUUGAAACCUGGUGAGAAUGAGGUUGAAGGCUUAAAACGAAAGCUGUGCAGCAAACUUGCUGUUAACUCACCUGCCUUUCAGCCAAAUUGGCAGGUUGGUGAAUGUGUUGCUAUCUGGUGGAGACCGAACUUUGAAACAGUCAUGUAUCCGUAUUGUCCUCCACACAUCACCAAACCCAAGGAGUGCAAAAAGCUUUUCAUUGUUCACUUGUCUGAAAGAGAAUAUUUUGCCGUUCCAAAAAACUUAAAAUUACUUGCUGUUCCAUUAUUCGAGCUUUAUGAUAAUGUUCAGGUGGAGCAAGCAGUGACCCUCGUAGAAGAAGAAAGCUUGGUGGGAAGGGGGCGGCAAAGGCGGGGCGACAAUGGCAGGGUGGCAAAAGCAGGAAAUGGAUGUGGUGACGGGGAUGUCAUUAGAGUGGUGGUGGUCGAAGGAUGAGACGAUGAUGUAGGAAUACAAGCAGGAGAUGAUGGCAGCUGAAGUAGCAGGCUGCAGCAAUGACCGCUAAUUGUGGCUGGGGAUGCCUGAAAGGAAACAUCUUGCAUUAGAGGGAGAUUUUGUUAUAUUCUAAAAAAAUCCUUAAAAAUCAUAACUAAUCUAUAAUUGUUGUCUUGUGUUAUAUAAAUUUUCAUGUUAUCAUAAAAAUUGACGUUUUCUCAAACCAUGA
This is a messenger RNA of Phalaenopsis equestris, 978 nucleotides long. Its product is annotated as pre-mRNA cleavage factor Im 25 kDa subunit 2. Lineage: Eukaryota; Viridiplantae; Streptophyta; Magnoliopsida; Asparagales; Orchidaceae. Gene Ontology annotation, cellular component: mRNA cleavage factor complex. The record is from RefSeq and is a predicted model, not a curated record. The transcript has 7 exons. Gene Ontology annotation, molecular function: mRNA binding. Bases 78 to 749 code for a protein of 223 amino acids.